Messenger RNA from Hibiscus syriacus, 703 nucleotides. Its product is annotated as G-type lectin S-receptor-like serine/threonine-protein kinase At4g03230. The transcript has 2 exons. Lineage: Eukaryota; Viridiplantae; Streptophyta; Magnoliopsida; Malvales; Malvaceae. Gene Ontology annotation, biological process: recognition of pollen. Bases 146 to 703 code for a protein of 185 amino acids. The record is from RefSeq and is a predicted model, not a curated record.
AUGUUUUCUUCCCCUCAGUUCUGUUUCGCUAGAGAUAAUAUAACAGUAAAAAUUAGACUCGCAGAUGGGGAAACUCUUGUUUCAGCUGGAAAUAGAUUUGAACUGGGGUUCUUUAGCCCAUCAAGCAUCUCCAACGUGAAGAGAUAUGUGGGGAUAUGAUGGCACACUGAAGUUAUCUGAUGACAAAGGGAACCUUUACUGGUCUGCACAGCCUGGGGUUAAGCGUUCAACUCCGAUGGUGAAGCUUAGCGAUACCGGUAACUUGAUUCUACUCGAUCGGUGGAAACUAUAUCUUUGGCAAAGCUUUGAGCAUCCGACGGAUACUUUUCUUUAUGGUAUGAAGAUGAAUGCCGAUAUCUUAUUAACUUCAUGGCGCAGUGAAGAUGAUCCAUCACCGGGAAACUUCACGUUCGGACUAGAUUCUCAAUUGCGGCCUGUUGUCAUGGAAAAGAGCACCAUUUACUGGAGAUCAAGUAGAGCAGAUGAACUGCCUUCUACAUUAGUCAACUUCUGGAAUUUCAGCAUGAGUAAAACACAAGUUUACCAAGAUAAAAGAACGGUGUUGAGUUCUACUGGACAUUUACAGUAUUGGGAGUUGGAUACAGACAUGAAAAGUUGGAACUUGAUAUGGUGGGAGCCAAACAACAACUGUAGUAUGUUCAAUUUUUGUGGCAACUUUGGCACCUGCAAUGUCAAAAGUUGA